CGCUGCUCACUUGACCCUGAAAAUCUCACAAAAUCAAGUAAAUCAAGAGGCUCAAAUCUCCAGGUCCUUUUUAAGAAUACCCAGGAAACUACCCAGGCCUUCAAGGGUAUGCAUAUCUGGAAAGCCACCAAGUAUCUGAAAGAUGUCACUUUGCAAAAGCAGUGUGUGCCAUUCCAAUGUUACAAUGGUGGAGUUGGUAGGUGUGCCCAGGCCAAACAGUGGGGUUGGACACAGGGUGGGUGGCCCAAAAAAAAGAGUGCUGAGGUUUUGCUGCAUAUGUUUAAAAACUCCGAAAGUAAUGCUGAACUUAAGGGUUUAGAUGUUGAUUCUCUGGUCGUUGAGCAUAUCCAGGUGAAAAAAGCUCCCAGGAUGCACCAUCGCAUGUACAGAGCUCAUAGUCGGAUUAACCCUUACAUGAGCUCCCCCUGCCAUAUUGAGAUGAUCCUUACUGAAAGGAAACAGAUUUUUCCUAAACCAGAAGAGAAGGUUUCCCAGAAGAAAGAGAUGUCCCAGAAGAAACUGAAGAAACAAAAACUUAAAUCUCAAGAAUAA
Messenger RNA from Elephantulus edwardii (Cape elephant shrew), 552 nucleotides. Its product is annotated as 60S ribosomal protein L17-like. The transcript has a single exon. The coding region runs from base 109 to 552 and encodes 147 amino acids. The record is from RefSeq and is a predicted model, not a curated record. Gene Ontology annotation, molecular function: structural constituent of ribosome. NCBI's taxonomy places the organism in Eukaryota, Metazoa, Chordata, Mammalia, Macroscelidea, Macroscelididae. Gene Ontology annotation, cellular component: cytosolic large ribosomal subunit; ribosome. Gene Ontology annotation, biological process: cytoplasmic translation.